UUCAGCUUGACACCCAUCUCCAUCCCUCCCACCUACCAUGGACGUUGGGGGGCAAGUGUACGUUGGCUCUUCCUUGCGUGUAACUGUAGUGGCACGCGUGUUUGGAAUCCUAGCUAUAAUUCUCAUGCUUGUCUGGCUCUUGCAUUAUCGUGAGGGCCUGGAAUAUGAUUCUGAGGAUCCAUAUCGAGUUUUCAACGUUCACCCGUUUCUGAUGUUACUUGGUCUCGUCAUUUCUGCUGGCGAAGCGAUGAUGACAUACAGGUCAGUGGCAGCGACCCAUAAUGUUCAGAAGUUUGUUCACAUGUUCCUUAACCUGCUUGCUAUAUGUCUGGGAAUUGCCGGGAUAUGCGCUGUUUUCAAGUUCCAUGAUAUGGCCGGAAACUUGGAGGAUGUGUAUAGCUUGCAUUCAUGGAUUGGCAUAGCCACCAUUUCCUUGUAUUGCUUGCAGUGGCUCAUUGGUUUCGUUACAUUCAUGUUUCCAAAAGCUUCACGUCCCACAAGGUCUAGAAUUGGUCGGUGGCAUGCAAUGGGGGGCAGGGCACUUCUGUACAUGGCAAUUUGCGCGGCUCUGACGGGGUUGAUGGAGAAAGCUACUUUCCUCAAACUCCAGCAUCAGCAUGAAUCGCGUUUGGUCAACUUUACUGGACUCUCAAUCCUACUCUUUGGCGUCUUUGUUGAGUUUUCUUUGACUUUCGCCGCUUAUCGUGUUAAUAUUUAAUCAGUGAUUUCUCUCUCUCUCUCUCUCUCUC
This is a messenger RNA of Corylus avellana, 749 nucleotides long. Its product is annotated as putative transmembrane ascorbate ferrireductase 3. The record is from RefSeq and is a predicted model, not a curated record. Gene Ontology annotation, molecular function: oxidoreductase activity. NCBI's taxonomy places the organism in Eukaryota, Viridiplantae, Streptophyta, Magnoliopsida, Fagales, Betulaceae.